Dalotia coriaria is the source of this 1606-nucleotide messenger RNA. RefSeq names its product facilitated trehalose transporter Tret1-2 homolog. The coding region runs from base 168 to 1583 and encodes 471 amino acids. Gene Ontology annotation, biological process: transmembrane transport. Gene Ontology annotation, molecular function: transmembrane transporter activity. The record is from RefSeq and is a predicted model, not a curated record. Gene Ontology annotation, cellular component: membrane. NCBI's taxonomy places the organism in Eukaryota, Metazoa, Arthropoda, Insecta, Coleoptera, Staphylinidae. The transcript is spliced from 3 exons.
AUUGCGCACACAUGUGUCCUUAUGCCGAAACUUGAACUAGUUCAUUAGUUAACCAACAUUACACUUAGCAACAAGUUAAAUUUAUAAAAAACAAAAACCAAAGUAAACGAAAUAUUUAAACAAAUAUUAUCGAUAAUAAAAGAUUUAGAAAUUAAUAAGAUAUCAAAAUGGUGCAAGUUGUAAAUAAAAUAUAUGGUGAUGAGAAAAUUCAAGAGGAUAGCAAACAUUGGUCGCAAUAUUUAGCAGUAAUAUCAGCAACAAUAGUAUCAAUAGCAGCAGGCGUAUCAAUCGCAUGGCCCUCCCCCUCAGUCCCACGCCUCCUCGACGGCGAGCUACAAUACCCAGUAUCCAGAGAAGAAGGUUCAUACAUAGCAAUAAUCUCCGCCCUAGGCAACAUGGCCGCCAGCCCCAUUUCCGCCUAUUUAGUAGACAUCAUCGGCCGUAAACGCACAAUAACACUCAUCUCCCUCCCCCAAAUAUUAUCAUACAUCCUAAUAUACUUAUCAAGUUAUUCCAUAGCCCUACUCUACACAGCACGCUUCCUGGGUGGACUAGGAGAGGGCGCCACAUUCACCGUAAUGGCCAUGUACAUCGGUGAAAUCUCCGAGCCGAAAAUCCGCGGAACACUUGGAUCCUACAUCUCUCUAACCCUCAGAGUCGGAAUGUUAUUAAUCAACGUACUAGGAUCCUACUUCACAAUCGAAACAACCGCGUUGAUAUGCCUAAUACUCCCAGCAACAUUUCUAAUGAGUUUUAUAUUCAUGCCAGAAACACCGUAUUACCUACUCAUGAAAAACAAUCGCAGCGCAGCUGAAAAAUCACUGCAAUUCUUACGCCAACGAAAAAACGUUGAGCAAGAACUUGAAAGUCUACAAAAUGACGUUGAUCGCCAACUGUCCGAGAGUGGCACUUUCAUGGACCUAUGGCGUAUACCAAGCAAUCGCAAAGCAUGUAUUAUUGUAAUCGGCCUGAGAACUUUCCAACAAUUUUCAGGAAUUUCCGCAUUCACACUCUACACACAAAAAUUAUUCAAAGAAGCAGUUGAUACAAUAUCACCAAGUUUGUCAGCGAAUAUUUUCAGUUUGAUUCAAUUAAUCCUGACGUUUUUCUCGUCGAUUUUGGUUGACAUCACAGGCAGGAAACCACUUUUGAUAUUCUCAUGUGUUUCGUGUUUCUUUGUGCUUACAAUCGAAGCGGUUUAUUUCAUCCUGAGAGAUUUUACGAGUAUAGAAGUGUCGUCUUUAUGGUGGUUACCUUUAGGUGGGAUGAUUUUGUAUAUUAUUGUGUUUUCGAUUGGGCUGGGAAGUAUUGUUAAUUUAAUGAUAGGAGAACUUUUCAAUCAGAGUGUGAAAGCCAAAGCGAUGUGUUUGGUUAAUAUUUAUUUUGCGAUAGCGAUGAGUGUGACUACGAAGUUUUUUCAGUUUAUGACAGAUUUAAAUGGGUUAAGUGUACCCAUAUUGGUUUUUGGGGGUAGUUGUGGGUUAGGUGCGUUGUUUUGUUAUUAUAUUGUACCGGAGACUAAAGGCAGGACAUUGGAAGAGAUUCAACAGUUGUUAAAAGGAAAGAAUGAACGUGAAAAUUAAAAAAUAAAGAUUUUUAAGCAGUU